Messenger RNA from Dufourea novaeangliae, 708 nucleotides. RefSeq lists its product as uncharacterized. The transcript has 3 exons. The coding region runs from base 1 to 708 and encodes 235 amino acids. NCBI's taxonomy places the organism in Eukaryota, Metazoa, Arthropoda, Insecta, Hymenoptera, Halictidae. The record is from RefSeq and is a predicted model, not a curated record.
AUGUUUGACAAACAAUCACCAUCAAAAGAACCUCCACCACCACCAAUAUAUCUUGAUGACGUCAUUGACAUUCAAACACUGACGGGAUUUCCAGAAAAGGCCAUUAACAAAGAAGACUACAAAUUAAGAAUAAAUAACGACCAAGUAGUCCAAGGAAGUCAACCUAAAGGAAAUAUGCCAGAUCCUCAAUGCAACACCAACGGAAACCAUAAUAAUAACCCUCACAUCGUUAAAAAUGUCUGUAGACUGGACAAACUUAUUGAAAAAGAUGAAGAGGAAAAAGAGAAUCAAAAUCAGGGUAGAGAAGAAAAACCAUUUGAUGAAGUAAUGACAGAACAAUUGAAAUCAUUUGAGACCAUGUCAGCGAGAAUGGAACACAUGCUGACGGAAAUAAGCAACGGAAGAGAGGAACUAGAAAAGAAAGUGGAAAAAGAGGUCGGGGAGGUGACAAAGAGGAUAGAAGGAAUAGAAACCAGAUGGAAAAUAAAGGAAGAAGGACUAAUGAAAAAAGUAGAGGAAAUGCUAAGAAGAGUAGAAAAGAAAGAAAUAGAGGAAAAGAAAGGAAGAGGAAAAAGAAGCCUUGAUGGCGGAAGUUAUGGUGGAGGUAGGAAAAGUUUUACAGAAAGAAACAAAGGAGAAAAAAGAAGAAGAAAGAACAUGAGGGAAACUGGCAGGAGAAACAGACCAAAGCAUACAAAUAAAGGCUAG